AUGGUGCAGCACAACCUCAUGGAGCAUUUCUCGGCGUCUACUCCUAGUUACGUGGACGUGUCGAGUGACCGGAACAAGAACAGAAGUCGCAGUCGCAGCUACGGCGCCGUGACAGCGAGUAUCGGGCUGUCACUCAAGCAGAUGAAGGAGAUUGGGGAGCUCUUUGGGAUCAGCAGUGACCAGAGCCCGCAUGUGGAUCCUGCUUCUGCCGUGGACCCGCGAGAUAUGCCGAGAGUAGCAGAAGUUUAUCUCCCUGUUGAUGAGUUGAGUGAUGACGAGGAACUGGGCGGAGAUGAGUGGAAGGAUGAAGUGGAGGAAGACUCGGUGGGUGCGCGAGUGGAUGGUGGAGCUUGUAGUGACCCUGCGUCCCCCGCGUUCUGUCCUUUCCCUGCAGAUUCAAGUCCUCAGGCGGAGGGAGAGCUGGCAAAGUCCAGUUUGACACCAAUACAACCCCCGUCUUGGUCUUCUGGAGCGUCAAAAAUCAAGAAUCCAGGCGAGAUUCAGGCCUCUCUGAUCCGUGAAUUCAACAUGCUCAACGACUGGGAACCCACAAAGUCUGCGAUGACUGCAAGGAGCCGCUUCUCUUCGGACGGACAGUUUCUUGCCAUCGCCAAACUGGGCAACAACCACAUCGACAUUUGGUCUGCGAACCCGGUAGCGCUGUCCCCGUCGUCUACGAUUACGCUCCCGUCAAGGCUGAUAAGUCUGAACUGGCUUGGCCCAGGCCCCAGCAAACAGGUGCGUGGUGUUCAGUCUUGUGCCUGCAGUAUUACGAAGUCUGACGCUUGUACGUGUGCCGUGUAG
Molecule: messenger RNA, 804 nt
Organism: Phytophthora infestans T30-4
Lineage: Eukaryota; Oomycota; Peronosporomycetes; Peronosporales; Peronosporaceae
Exons: 1
Coding region: 1-804 (267 amino acids)
Source: RefSeq, a predicted model, not a curated record